AUGCUCCUGCCCAUCUGCGCAGCACAGAGCACAGCUCCCCCCUCCACGUAGUCCCACCCAGGCGGGCCGGGAAGGCGGAUCACUUCCCAGCUCCAGCGCUUAUAAAAUCCUGCCGGGGAACGGAUGCUCUGGCAUUAGGCACAGAGAGCAGGGCCUUGGCAAGAGGAGAACCUGCGGGGCUCCUGCUCUUCCCGGUGGCUGGGAUCCUUGGGAAUGCAGGCAGCAUCAAACACAGAGCACUAAAUAUUGCUGCUCAGGGGAAGGGGCUCUUCCUGGAGCGGCACCAGCAGAAAAGGGCUCUUCUGAGCACUCCCUAGAGAACCUGCUGGACUUGUAUCGUCAGAAAAGGGUUUUUCUGAGCAUCCCCCAGAGAACCUCCUGGCCAGCAGCAUGGAGCUGAGGUCGGGUGAGCCAUCAGGGAAGGUAAAAGAAAGGGAGGAGAGAGGAAAGAGAGCCCACAGAGACUCCUCCCGAGAUGUGCUGGAAUGGAGGGAGUCCUUUGACCAGCUCCUCAAGAGCAAAAGUGGGGUAAAUGCCUUCCACACCUUCCUGAAGACUGAAUUCAGCGAGGAGAACCUCGACUUCUGGCUGGCAUGCGAGGACUUCAAAAAGACCCGGUCGAAAACCAAGCUGGCCUCCAAAGCCAACAGGAUCUUCGAGGAGUUUGUCCAAAGUGAGGCGCCCAGGGAGGUGAACAUCGACCACGAAACCAGGGAGAUCACCCGCAAGAACCUCUCGGGGGCCACCUCCGCCUGCUUCAACGAGGCCCAGGCCAAGACGCGCACGCUGAUGGAGAAGGACUCCUACCCCCGCUUCCUGAAAUCCGCCUCCUACCAGGACAUGAGCAAGCAGGCCGCCAGCCGCGGUGCCAGCAAGCGCUCGCACACCUGAGCCCAGCCGCGAGGCGCGGCGGGGGGACCAGCCAGGGCAGGGUGGGACGCGGUUUGAGGGGGCUGAGCCCGCCAGCCGCGGGGUUUCGGCUGAAGUUCUGGAAUUUUAGCAGGAUCCCCAGCACCUGGAGCCGGAGUUCCUCCCCGGGUGGGGAGCCCGGAGCCUCCCCUCGCAGCUCGGCCGGAGACCCGCGCCGCCGCCGCCGCGGACGCGGAAAGAAAUGAUUUUGAGCUGCGGGUCCAGGGAAAAAUGGGAUUCCCCUGAGCAUCCACAACCGAAGAGCUCCCACCUGCUCUCGGACCUGGCGGGGCCAGCACAGGAGACUUCCAUUCCCACUCGCAGGGAACGGCCGGGAUAAAAGCCCCGAAACUACGUGGCGUUUUCAGCUGGAUCCUUCUCCUGAGCCCAAGAUCCUCCAGCUGUGUCCUAUGCAUGCUCUGCAUCGAAGCUUUCCACCUCCUUCCAAGUGCAGCGGUGUUUUCAUCCCUCGCUUGAGCUCCACGACCUCCAGAUCGCACCUAAUCUUAGGUCACGUGCUCGACCUUUCAUUCCUAUUAUCGUUAUUUAUUUCAUCGUUGUUGUUAUUAUUAUUAUACCUGUAUUUAUCAGAGGAGCACUGCUGAAAGCACACACACGCAUGUCCCUUGCUCUCAGGAGCUUGUAAAUUAAAUUAUUUUAGCUGCU
Parus major (Great Tit) is the source of this 1575-nucleotide messenger RNA. It is a transcript of the gene RGS16, whose product is annotated as regulator of G protein signaling 16. The record is from RefSeq and is a predicted model, not a curated record. The transcript is spliced from 4 exons. Lineage: Eukaryota; Metazoa; Chordata; Aves; Passeriformes; Paridae. Bases 391 to 891 code for a protein of 166 amino acids.